Molecule: messenger RNA, 562 nt
Organism: Ixodes scapularis (black-legged tick)
Lineage: Eukaryota; Metazoa; Arthropoda; Arachnida; Ixodida; Ixodidae
Gene: mRpS23
Product: 28S ribosomal protein S23, mitochondrial
Exons: 5
Coding region: 49-477 (142 amino acids)
Biological process (GO): translation
Cellular component (GO): mitochondrion; ribosome
Molecular function (GO): structural constituent of ribosome
Source: RefSeq, a predicted model, not a curated record
UACAAUCCAUAGCAUUGAGCCACCUUAAGCCACUCAAGUUGGACGAGCAUGGCGGGGAGUCGUAUCCACAAACUUGGGACCAUCUUCACCAGGGCUGAAGGCCUGCUCAAGGCCGGCGGCAUGACGGAGCGCCCUCUGUGGUACGACGUGUACGCCGCCUUCCCGCCGAUCCAGGAACCCGACUACUACAGGAAGGCACCCGCAGCCCCGGUCAGGAACAUCUGCUACCCAGAGGACACCAUCAGGGCGAGGUUUGGACGGGACUUCGGUCAGGGUCCAGUUGCGGAUAACCUGCUCAACCCGGCCCAGACAUCCCUAUGCCAGAGGUUUGUGGAGAGGUACCAGGAACUGUCGAGGCAGCGACCAGAACUGUCUGAAGAUGCUGUCUAUGAGGCUGUCAAGGAGGACUUCUCCUAUGAGCUGUCUAGUGGGACAGGACGAGCGGCCCACAACAGCCGGAGACCUGCAUCCACAUGAGUCUAGUGGGUUCUCACCAUUGAGCUAGGAGCUAGAGAUAAAUGUGAUUAAACAUGAUGAUCAGUAUUCUUCAUUCUCGCAGUAA